UUCGACAUGCAGUGCAAGGCCGUACGACUUGUCUGCAUACACGCACCUGCCACUGCACGAACAACCUCUGCCAAACACGUCAGAUGAGGAGGCGAGGAAGCACGGUCACGUACCAUGGCACUGGGAAGCGGCUCCAGCCAGGAGUAUGUGGGGAACCAGUUGUAUGGGAAUCGUGCGACGACGUCUCAACAGUCUUCCACCGAAGUACUGAAAGACGGCAUGCGCAGAAGCGACAAUGCAGCCCGCGUGAACCUUUCGUUCGGGCUGUGUAGCGGGAGCUCAUCGGCAGCCACGCAUACUGUCCUCGUCAACCCCCAUCCCGACGACGACGCGGGGCAAGUGACAGCAGUUGGCCGAUCAGCAAAGGCUCCGAGCGGAGAGUGGGUGGCAGCAAAGAAGACAAGGGAGCGUCUGAGAGAGCAGUCGCCGGCGUCAUCAGUGCCACGUGCUGCUGCCAGUCGUCCGAACUGGAUGCAGCCACCAUCGCCGUUGUCGGGGGGUGGAAGCAAGGGGGGCUGCACGGCUGCCUGUGUGCCGACCGACGAAGAUUUCUCGAGCGGUCUUGGUGAGUGGGUCGGGAGGAAGGUGUGGGCGGAACAUCAGCAGCAAGUGCGCCGAGAACGUGAGGUGUCCAUAACGCCGUGGGUGCAGCGACUGCGCGUGCGGAAGGUGAUGACAAAGAAGGAGCCGGCGGUAGUGGACGCCGACGAUUACGACGACACCGCCGAGGACGACGAACGGCAGGACAAGGAGACGGGCGGCGUGCACCUGUUCCAAGGGGAGUCCGGGAAACAUGACUUCUUUCAAUUGACGGGGAAGGAGAGGUCUGCUCAAGGCUUCAAUUUCACCAUGGAUCGGGCCGUGUAUGAGGAGAUCAAGGGUUCCACCGUGAAGAGUCGCACCAUACACCCGAAGAAUGUAGCCGACACAGGCGGUUCCCGUGGUGUGCAGCUGCCGUCCGGGUUUUCAGGCGACCUUCAAUCUGUCGGCGAUGGGGAUGCGGGUGCCGACGGCAACGACGAAGACGAGAGCUCCACGAAAGGGUCUUCACCAGCGACGGGCAACACUGGCGGUUGCGGGAAGAGGAAGAACGUUAGGAAGCAAACUUUCGAAUCUCUCACGGAGUGCAUGGAGAAGCACGGGACACUAAUGGCAACUAUGAUGGAGAGCGCUAGCAAGAGGCAGACGGUUGCAGCAGCCGCGGAGAGCCCUGGGGAAGGCGACGUCGACGAGCCUUUGGUGAACAGGCAACGGCGGGGGGCGGCACGAGACGGGAUCGAAGCUGCGAUGAAGCUGUGGGUGGGCGACAUGAGGUUCUGGAACGAGACGGAGGGCAAUGGACUCUUCAAGCUCAUCCGGGAAGUGCGACUUUAUUUGCUGGCCAUCGCCAGGGGAGUCGCCACGCCCGAGAUCCGUCGAAGUAUAGCCCUUCCUCACUCAAGCAUCCCGCAACACAAAAUCGGCGACGAAUCGCAGCUGAAGGCGGCGAACGGUAGGGCCAUCAAAGUGCAGGGCAUCACCUGGCGCGUCAUCCACAGAUGGAUCGUCAAGUCCGCGAGUCGCUCACGGGGCUACCACUCCGCAUACGGGUAUGUGCUGAACCACGUGACGACGGACAUCGCCCGCAUCAUGUGGCUUGGAGACGACUGGUGCACGUGUGUUAGCCCCGUUGUCUGCCACAUCACACUGGAGAUGGACAUGAAGCUCCCAGUUUGGUUCGUCGGUGCACACAUCGAGGACAAACACGAGGACGGCGACUUGGUAUGCUACCAAGAGGCGACCAUGCAACACCUGGUGAUCCAUCGGAGUAUAACCCUCCCUCACUCAAGCAUCCUGCAACACAAAAUCGGCGACGAAUCGCAGCUGAAGGCGGCGAAAGAUAGGGCCAUCAAAGUGCAGAGCAUCACCUGGUGCGUCAUCCAUGGAUGGAUCUUCACGUCCGCGAGUCGCUCACGGGGCUACCACUCCGCAUACGGGUACGUGCUGAACCACCUGGCGACGGACAUCGCCCGCGUCAUAUGGCUUGGAGACGACUGGUGCACGGGUGUCAGCCCCGCCGUCUGCCACAUCACACUGGAGAUGGACAUGAAGCUCCCCGUUUGGUUCGUCGACGCGCACAUCGAGGACAGAUACGAGGAUGGCGAGUUGGCAUGCUACCAAGAGGCGACCAUGCAGCGCCUGGUGGGCGCCUUCACUAGCGUCGUCAGUCUGGCAGAGGGGAUCGACUCGGGCCGCAUCUCCUACGACGGGCUAAGGAACAUCGCCGAUGCUAUGAGGCUUCUACUCGUGGCGUCGACGUGGCUGAUGAGGAUGAGCGGGGAUGAUCUGCAUUCCCAUUUCAAUGCGUCAUUGUUCGUGCAGCUCACGGCGACGCCGACACUAAUGGCGGCCAUGCAUUGGUCGUUCGAUGCUUGUCGCCAUAUCCUUCAGGCAGUUACCGUCGUGACGGAGAGGAUGGGGAAACCCGCCAUGACAUUGGCGGACCCGCCUCUGUACAUCCCAUACUGGGAUGACUGCGGGAUCACUUUCAGCCAUGAGACAACUCUUCCAUCGCCAAUGGCCGUGAAAUUGGAAUGGUUGGGCACUGGCCUGCCAGAGGAUGAUGAUGACAAACAGCCGGCGAGGACAAGGAUGCGGCGGGGKAGAGAAGCACAGUCGGCGUCGCGAACAGGAUGGGUAACGUCGCGGCGUCGCGGUGUGUUCGCAAUUGCAUGCGUGGGGUCUUUCUGUGGUCGUGAUGCACAUAAUACCACCUUUGUAAUGUGUGCUUUACGUCGGUGUUUGUUGUGCAUGUGAUUGUGUGAGUAUCUGGUAUUGCUCGUGUGGACUGCACCUUCACCUACGUGGCUGGUGUAAGGGGUUAGGACAAAAGGCAAGGGAAGAUGAUUGGUUUUGAGCACUGGAUGAUCAGUCAAAACAUUUUUCAAAGCUUCAAGUAUGAAGGCUAUGUUACACGAAGUUGUCCAACACAAAAAAUGUCCUUCCUGGCCAGAUGGAUGAGCUAUGUUUGAACGCCAUCACAUGCAUUGGGCAUCGAAUGCCUGUCGUACGACGCACGACCAUCACACCAUCCACACACACGCCACAACAGAUGUUAAAUCACAGGCGGUCGCAGCGCUAAAUCGCACGGGAAAUUUCCGAGAAACACACGCGAACGCAAACAAGAAGGCGCCCAUGCAUGCUCGGGAAGCACACCGACCCCCCGACACAAUGUCACCAUGUGUUGCACCAUACAACUGAAAAAGAAGCAAAAUUUUCGACAUUCAACAACAUCACAUGCGCACAAGUUUCGAAAGAACAAAGCACAACAUGUAAGGGCGUCCAAACAACAAACAGACUAUCCUGUGCAAGAGAAGUACGCCAUAUGCCGAAUUCAAAAUGAAGAAAUCUAACAAUG
Messenger RNA from Chara braunii, 3397 nucleotides. NCBI's taxonomy places the organism in Eukaryota, Viridiplantae, Streptophyta, Charophyceae, Charales, Characeae. The record is from the annotation of a GenBank genome assembly.